CCGCACACUCUGUCUGCAUCGACUCACGAGGCCUGUGUGGCUUAGGUGCUAGCUACUAGCUACUAAAUCUCUACUACUAUCUACCUUGCUCUUUGAUCACAUACAAGCUCAUGUUUGGUGCCAUUUGCGCCGGCAGACCCGUCCAAACCAACCUCGUCCAAGUCGACCAAAACAAGUUUGUCUUUUCCCUACCCGACGCUGCAUCCAUCAACCACAUCACCGUCUUCCUCUUACCUGAACAGCCCUUCCCUGAGGGUUACGCUGCUACAGUCUUCUUCUCCUGGCCAGGAAAGGACUUCCAAUUACUAGGUGGAUUGAGUAAUGCAAAGCCUUCUGCCAUUUUCAAAGUGAAGCAACAGCCCAAUACCUCAGGACUCCAACAAGGUCCCGUAGAAGCGGCACUGGGUAUCUCCAUUGAACCCAUCCAAGCCGUCGAGUCACAAGUCACGGCCAUGAAACAGGCUGCUGUUGCCGGACAGACUUCUACGGCCGUGGCGGUAGCGCCUCCGAACGCUGCUGUUCUGACAGGUCGUGUUGUGCGCAACUUGUACAACUUUCUCUCUGGCUAUACGGUGGAUGCGAACCAGUUGAAUGCUAAUGAACAAUUCGUGCCGUUGAGGGCAUUUCAGGAAUGGCAUAGCAAGUUUAUGAGCCGGAUACAGAAGGAUGCGUCUUUCUUGGAGCAGGAUCAAGAGUAGUGCUGGUUUGGUUGCGCUCCAGUAACAGUACCGUCUAUACUCAUACAACAUGUUACGAGCCAAAACUUUCCAUGUAUGACUAGAUUGCAAGAAUAAAGAGGACGAGGAGCUACAGAGAGGUCAACCUUAUUAAGCGUGUGUUCUUUGUGUGCCAUCUCGAGAGCGCAUGGAGUGUUCGAAUACGCAUGGGUGUCCUUCUACUAAACUCAAAUCGUAGAUGGUUAAUCGGAGGGAACAAGUAUGGCUCUGAAUCUUGCUGAGGAUGUAGAGUAGCCUAUACCCUACCAGACCAAAAGAAGCAA
This is a messenger RNA of Protomyces lactucae-debilis, 1000 nucleotides long. Its product is annotated as inositol metabolism protein Opi10. Gene Ontology annotation, cellular component: cytosol; nucleus. Bases 111 to 698 code for a protein of 195 amino acids. Lineage: Eukaryota; Fungi; Ascomycota; Taphrinomycetes; Taphrinales; Protomycetaceae. Gene Ontology annotation, biological process: protein import into nucleus. The transcript is spliced from 3 exons. Gene Ontology annotation, molecular function: nuclear import signal receptor activity. The record is from RefSeq and is a predicted model, not a curated record.